GCUCUCUUUGUCAUCCUUGUCAUUGCCAUUGUCAUUGCCAUUGCCAUUGCCAUUGCCAUUGCCAUCCCACCCAUCCCUCCUUUUCCCUCUUCUCAAUCGACACAGCAACCGACGAGGGCGUGUCUCUGCUGUCAACCAGCCCCGAGUCCACUCGACCUCGCAAUGCAGCAGGAUCCCUCCUCCUGGAAUAACCCGCUCCUCUUCCGCCAAAAGCCCUCCCCACCCACCUCCGCCACCGCCACCGCCACCACCUCCGCCACCUCUGCUGCCCCUGCCACCCACUCCUCCGUCUCCGCCACUGCCUCAGCCGCUUCCUCCUCUUCUUCCUCUUCCUCCUCCUCCUCCUCCGCUCCUUCUUCUUCUUCCUCUUCCUCCUCCUCCUCGGCCCUGCCGUCCACCGCCACCAUUCACUCGAGAUCCUCGGCCUCGACGCCUUGUCUCACCUCCAGCCAUGUGCGGCCCAAUACAAACACCAACGCAGACGUCCUUGCCAUCCACCCCAGCUUCGACCUCACUAAACCCUCGCCAGACUCCCUCGCCGCCCUAACCUCCCCCGCUUCCCCCUCCUCCCCGCUCUCAUCCCCCAUAUCCCAUCUCGACUCUAUCAACGCCAUCACCGCGUACCACUCCUCAGCCUCGUCCGACCCUGACCUGUCCUCGCCCCCGUCAAUAUCUCUCUCUUCCUCCUCACCUGCCACCCUGCAGGCCAAAGCUAGGGACCACAGAGACCACCAUGGCUGGUCCCAAUACAACGCCAAACCUGCUCUCUCCCUUCGAGAUUUCCCAAGGGACCGGGCGCAAGCUGUGGAAAACCAUGCAGCUGACGGCGACAAGUACAGACACAUCGACAUUGACAGCGAAAGCAACCGCUGCUCGGGCAAGGGCCGCCGCCUCAGCGGUCUAGACAGAGGCAAUAGCAGCAUCAACUACAACAAUGACUCCAAUUCAAUCAUCCAACAGCAACAUCCCCAUACUUUAUUGCAGUCCAUGGACAAUAAUGUCCCUGUCCAUACAGCACAAAGGAAGCGUAUCUCUGCAGUCGCCCCAAUGACCCGGGAUGCCUUACCGGCCCAGUCUACCGGAAGUGCCGUCAAUGUCGAUGUCGUUGUUACCACUGCCAGAGCUAACCUCAAAUCAGAGAGACCGAGAUACGACAGUGAACGGACAGGUGCAGGUCGUGAUGACAUUGGCGAAGGAGUGCAGCGCCACCAAUCCAAGAAGGCCGCGGAUUACACUCAAACACAGAUCUAUUCGAAUGACAGAGCCACACCUUCCUCGUCCUCCGCUGAAGCUACACAUACUGGGGGCAGGAUAUCUCCUGGCAGUGAUAUGUGCCAUAUGUCGACUUCAUCAGGAGCGACCUCUGCUUCUGCCUCUACCAAACGCUCUUCUUCAUCGCCAACAGCAUCUCCUCCUUCCACUGCACCUUCGCUAUCACCCUCAAGUUCGUCUGUCUCAUCCUCAUCCUCAUCCUCAUCCUCAUCCUCAUCCUCAGCAGAGACAGAGCCAUCCACCACCCUUCCCUCAGAUAGCCUUCGCCUCAAAAAAGGCUCUUUCCUCUCCGUCGACCAGGACAACGACUCUUCAGUGCUACCCUCAUCAUCUUCCGCCCCUGCAAAGGACCAGGCUCAGCGCGAUUCUAGGCGCAGAGCUCAUUUUCUCCCCCAUUUCCUCUCUGGGCCUCGCUCUUCAAUCUCACAGGGCGAAGCAUUUUUGAAUCACCACAGUCAAUCGAAGAACAGCCUGCAGAACCCAGUAGAGAGCAGCGGCGUUGAAAACCACUCUCCUCCUCCCACAAGUCGUCCGCAUAUCGUCGUAACAGACGUCAGGAGCAUCAGCUUCCGCGACAUCUCGACCGUGCCCACGCUGACCACUUUUGGCCACAAGCGGUCCAAGAGACGCAACUCCAGCCUCUCUUAUACAUCUUCGCCAGCAUCAGUAGUCUCAUCAGCCAGCAGUACCUCCGCCUCCACCUCUACGGUCUCUCUUCCUUCAGCAUCGCGUCGGAAGCGGAUCAAAAAGUCGUCUCAUUCUUCGACAAAGACUCCACGAAACCUUUGCACUUCCUCCUGUGGCUGUUCCAACACUCAUAGUGAGGUUGCGGCAGAGUCUCUACAGGAACACAUCGAUACAAAUACGAUGGAAUCAACACGACGCGUGCGGACGAUAUCCGAGUCGGAGCUGUCGAUGUCAGAUCGGAGUUCAUCGUCGCAUCGCCUUCUGCACCAACGCCGGCAGUCCAGGAAUCGGCAGUCGUCCCAUCAACAGGCCCAUGAUCAAGGGGCUGAGCAGGACCACAACCAGGUACAGAAAUCUAUCGCAACCCAUCAUCAGCGCCAUAUCCAGCAUUCUCAUCAACAUAAGCAGCGCCAAUCUUCAUCAGCCUCGCAUUCCGCAUUGCAAGAUACCCAGCACAAUCGUGCCGAGAGCCCACACGACCAGCAUAUCUUAGCUCCUCAACAUCCACUCCGCAUCCAGGUCCACCCAGAGCGCGAUCUACACCACAAGCGUCAGAGAAGUCCCCCUGCACAAACAACGUCCUUCCAGUCGUCAAUGUCUUCCCCAACCUCACCAACUGCCAGCAGUAUGGAGCGUCUGAAGCGAGCCCGGCACCAAACCUCGUCAGUCAUGCAGGAUGAUUCGAUCCUCAGCGACCACCAGACGACAAUGUCUCUGCAGAAUCCGAAGGAUCAUGAUCAGCUCAAGCGGCAUAGUGAAUCGGCUGUUCAUCACGUCCAACAAGCCCACACAGCAAGUCAAUCAAUCCAUCAUCGUCUGGAGCAGUCUACACGGAUACACCCCUUCGAUAGCGAGCCUGCAAGGCCCGUUUCAGGAAAUGCAUCCAUUAUACCCGAGGCAAGUAACCAGCCUCACAUGCAGCCUUCCAUCCACCCUCUCGACGCCGACGUGUCCAAGGAGCCCGCUGUUUUUGAGGCUGGACAGAGGAGUACCGCCAGCGCCAAAUUGGUUGACACCCUUGCGUCAGUAGCCACUCAUCAUGCAUCUGAGCGCACAGCUGUAUCGAACCCCCAGCCCACUCCAGCUUCAGCUCCAACUCCAACUCCAACUCCAGCUCCAGCCCCAAUCCUAGCUCAUGCACCAAAACCUACCCGACCUAUGCAGAAGGAAGAUCAGAUCAUUCAAAGUCAACUUCAGCAAAGAUCAAAGACUCAGCACUCAUCCCAGACCAGCAAGUCCGCGACUGGAAUGCUGCCGUCUACUCGAACGCCAUCAGCUGCUCCAUCAUCGAAAUCGGCACCUGCGCUGGCACCUACAGUUAACCCUGCAACACUGUCGCUACCCAUUACUCGUGAGACGCUGCGAGAGCUGGACAUGCUCGAGAUCUUCAAAAACCCGCAGCUGCGACAUGAUAUUGUCUUUGACCCUCACCUCCAGUUCCGGCCCAAUUUUGACGGCGAGCGUGGCCUUGUCAAGCGGCGGGAGGCGGAUCGGUUCUGGCGCGAGGUUGGCAUCGAGCUGUCGAAUCGACGAGCGAUCCUUACAGCUCGACGUGAAACCGCCGCAACGAUGCUCAGUCUGGCUGGACUGUCCUCUUCCAGUCCCACGAGCAGAUUGGUUCAGCAGCAAGCACAACAGAUGUGUCCGCUACCCAAGGCUGUUCUCCUUCCGCGAUUAAUUGAUGAACUCCGAGAGAUCUUGAUAUCACUUCUGCCUGCUCUACCACCAGCGGUAGCAAACCAAGAUGGGGGUGCGCCCCCAGUCAAUCCGGAGCGAGCCCUGUUGCAGUCGACGCUGGAUCCGGACAUGCUGCUCCAGGAACUCGAUCACGGUGUACUGGAUGUCCAUGCUCUCUUCAGGUUCCUUGGUGAUUCACUGAAGGGCCACUGUGCCCCGAUGCGAGAUGCCCUGGUCGAGUCUAUGGUCAAUUUUGUUGUCGACUUUGACGAGAUUGUGCGUGGAAUCCGUAUGUGCUUUGAGAUUCUGGAAUGGAUGAAGCUGGAUAUCGCCAACCACCAAUUGCGGACUUUGAGGCCAUGGCUCCUAGACAACUCUGUGGAUUUCGAGCAAAAGUUCUUCACGGAGACUCUCGCUCGCGGAGGAACUAUCCAUAGAACUAAGGAGUGGUUCAAGCGGUCCUGGAUCCAGUGGGAGUCAGUCAAGCGCUCUGUGAUUGGACCGCAGACAUCGGGUAAUGAAGUGUCUGGUUCGUCAGAUACGAAUUCAAAACAGCUCAGUAUUUCGUCCGCCGGUUUCUCGUCGAGCGACCCGGAGCAGAGCGGGUACGAGUCCAAGGCCUUGGUGGUGCCGGUGGUUUCAUCCUUUAAUGCCAAGAGACGGUCCAGCGUUGUCAGAGCCGACAUUGGAGAGAACAUCCUGGACGGUGUGGUGAACGAAGGAUUUUUUUUUUUAUAGGUCUGCUCGAAAUGAUCCUGCGUCCGCAUGGAUCGACCAAUACGAUGCCGGAGACUUUCGAGUUGGACCAUUACCGGAUGUUGUCGUUUCAUAAUGAUUUUCAGGAUCUGACGAUUCUCUGCACGCUUUUGAUUUUAUUCCGUCAGCUCGCGCACAACUGUUGGACAACGCAGGAUUUGAUCGAAAUCAAGAAGGUUGUCUGGCUACUGUUGACGGACGAGAACGCGAAUUUCGGAGCAAACACCAAUCCAGGGCCAGGAGCUACGGCGGCUGCAGGCAAAGUGGAUGCUGAUGCCGCUUCAGGAA
Molecule: messenger RNA, 4680 nt
Organism: Gamsiella multidivaricata
Lineage: Eukaryota; Fungi; Mortierellomycota; Mortierellomycetes; Mortierellales; Mortierellaceae
Product: T-complex protein 11-domain-containing protein
Exons: 4
Coding region: 163-4374 (1403 amino acids)
Source: RefSeq, a predicted model, not a curated record